GAUCAUAUUUCACAGCAGAAACUUGCUGUUGUAUUUCCUAACGUCUCUUCUGUAUCAGAAAUAAAACCAUGCCGGGCCCAGAUAAGGAGACGGACCUGACGGAGCGGGUUGAAGCCUUUCUGUCUGACCUGAAGCGCGGAGGCAGCGGGGCGGGACCUCUGCGUGGUUCGGCGGAAACUGCCCGAGAAACAACCGCACUGCUCCGCAAAAUUACAGCUCAGGCUCGUUGGAGCAGCGCAGGUGAUCUGAUGGAGAUAAUCCGGAAAGAAGGGAGGAGAAUGACCGCUGCCCAGCCUUCAGAGACCACAGUGGGCAACAUGAUCAGGAGGGUCCUGAAGAUCAUCAGAGAGGAGUAUGCAAGGUCUAGAGGUAGCAGUGAGGAGGCAGACCAACAGGAGUCCCUCCAUAAGCUGCUGACCUCUGGAGGACUCAGUGAGGAGAACUUCAGGCAGCAUUUUGCUCCCCUCAAAGCCAAUGUCAUAGAGGCCAUCAACGAGCUCCUCACUGAGCUGGAGGGAACAACAGACAACAUCUCCAUGCAGGCUCUGGAGCACAUCCACUCCAACGAGGUUAUCAUGACCAUCGGGCGCUCUCGCACAGUGGAGGCUUUCCUUAGAGAUGCCGCACGGAAACGCAAGUUUCAUGUCAUCGUAGCAGAGUGUGCUCCGUUCUGUCAGGGACAUGAAAUGGCUACCAACUUAUCCAAAGCCGGCAUAGAGACGACAGUGAUUGCAGACGCAGCGAUAUUUGCAGUCAUGUCUCGGGUCAAUAAGGUCAUCAUUGGAACUCAGACAGUUCUCGCAAACGGGGGUUUGAGAGCCGUUAACGGGACGCACACUCUCGCCUUAGCAGCCAAGCAUCACUCAACACCUCUUAUUGUCUGUGCCCCCAUGUUCAAGCUGUCGCCUCAGUUCCCGAACGAGGAGGACACUUUUCAUAAAUUUGUCUCCCCACAUGAAGUCCUCCCUUUUACUGAAGGUGAGAUCCUCUCAAAGGUCAAUGCGCACUGUCCCGUGUUUGACUACGUCCCUCCGGAGCUCAUAACACUCUUCAUUUCUAAUAUUGGAGGACAUGCGCCAUCAUAUAUCUACCGACUGAUGAGUGAACUGUACCACCCAGAGGACCAUGAGCUUUAAUCCCAGUAACUGAUCAAUAAAGAUGAUUUAAGCUGU
Molecule: messenger RNA, 1172 nt
Organism: Cyprinodon variegatus (sheepshead minnow)
Lineage: Eukaryota; Metazoa; Chordata; Actinopteri; Cyprinodontiformes; Cyprinodontidae
Gene: eif2b2
Product: eukaryotic translation initiation factor 2B subunit beta
Exons: 8
Coding region: 69-1136 (355 amino acids)
Biological process (GO): translational initiation
Cellular component (GO): eukaryotic translation initiation factor 2B complex
Molecular function (GO): guanyl-nucleotide exchange factor activity; translation initiation factor activity
Source: RefSeq, a predicted model, not a curated record